AUGGCGGCGCCCAUAAUUGUAAUUGGACUCUUGGCUGUCGGAGUUCGUUUUCUACUGCUGCGAUCGUCUGUUGCUGAGUGGUUGUCGAAUCGAGUAGAGAUAGUAACACCAAUUACAUCCUGGGACGGAGUCACUGAAGGUCUUUCAUUAUUUGAAAAUGGUAUUUCACCGUACUCUGGGGAUGUGUUUCAUGAGACACCACUGGCUCUUCUGAUGUUCCACUAUAUGAAAAACAUUUCUUAUGACAGACAAAUAUCUAUGAGAAAGAAAAUUGCUAAAGAUGCUAACACUAUAUUGAUAAAGUUUUCUAAUUUGUGUGAAAUUCCUGAUCAAGUAGCUGCCUUGUAUUUAUUAAACCCUUACACCAUAGCAACCUGUGUUGCUAAAUCAACAAUCUUGCUCAAUAAUUUAGCCAUCACUAUAGCAAUACUGUAUACAUUAAAAGGAAAUAGAGCAAUAUCAACAUUAGCCAUUGCCAUAGCAACAUAUCAAUCACUUUACCCUGCUAUGUUAAUUGCACCAUGUGCAGUGUUUCUAGCACAGAAGGAUAAGUUGGAUAUUGAUUACAAAUCUCCCAAAAUUAUGGUUUCCAUAGCAAAAACUAUAUGUGUAUUUGUUGUCUGGCUGGCAUGGUUACUACUGUUAUCCUAUUUAAUGUUUUCAUCAGCUGAUUUCCUGUAUUCAACAUAUGGUUUUAUACUCUCAGUUCCAAAUCUUAGACCUAAUAUGGGAGUGUUUUGGUAUUUCUUUACGGAAAUGUUUGAACAUUUUCGGGUGUUUUUCCUGUUUGUAUUUCAAAUCAAUGUAUUCAUCUACACUGUACCAUUGCUCGUAAAACUCAAAAAUCAUCCAUUACUUGUAAUGUAUUUACAAUGUGCCUUAAUUGCAAUAUUCAAAUCAUAUCCAUCAUUUGGUGAUACCGUAAUAUAUUUGGCAUUACUACCAGUUUGGUCACACGUAUUCACAUAUCUGAAGAACAGUCUUGUAGUAGGUGUAAUGUAUGUUGUAUCAUCAGUCUUGGCAUUUGUAGUGUGGCAUCUAUGGAUCUAUUCUGGUAGCGCUAAUGCAAACUUUUUCUUUGCAAUGACGUUGGUUUAUACAACAGCUCAGAUCUUCUUGGUAACAGAUCUUCUUUAUGCAUUUUUGAGACAUGAGUAUGAUUUAACACAUGGUGUGAAGCAAAUUGGUCCAGAUGGGAAACCCCUCACAAUUUUACUGGAGUGAUGAAGAGACCUAAUAUAUUUAUUAUAAUAUGUAAUUUUUGUUUUCUUUUAUUUUCAAUGAGUAGUAUUAUUAGACUUUUCAUAUGGCAGUUUUUGUUUAAAAAUUUGCUAUGUAAAUAUGUAGAGCAGUCAACAAUUAAAAUAGAUUUUUCAGUUUGUGUUACCACUACAUUAUGCUGCAUUUCAAGAUA
Saccoglossus kowalevskii is the source of this 1414-nucleotide messenger RNA. RefSeq names its product GPI-anchor transamidase component PIGU-like. Gene Ontology annotation, cellular component: GPI-anchor transamidase complex; membrane. Lineage: Eukaryota; Metazoa; Hemichordata; Enteropneusta; Harrimaniidae. The record is from RefSeq and is a predicted model, not a curated record. Gene Ontology annotation, biological process: attachment of GPI anchor to protein.